AUGGACCCACUCCCGGUCCUGUCCCUGUUCCUGGACCUGGACCGCGAGGUCGGUCGUCCCCGCGCUCCCGGCCUAGACCUGGAUCUGGAUCUGUCCCUGGACCUCGAGAUCGGUCGUCCCCGCGCUCCCGGCCUGGACAUGGAUCUGGAUCUGGACCUGGAUGGGUGUGUGCCAUCGAAUAAGGCAUCGUCGUCGUCAACAUCUGCGAUCUACGCCUUUCAUUCGCGCAGCCGGCGUCCAGCAGCAGUCGACGAGCGUCGCCUUCGCAUUCAGACGUCCUCCUCCGGUGUCUUUGUCCUGCGACAGUACCCCAUGGUUUCUCUGUGCCUGGUCACAAUCGCCGUCACUCUCUCUUACUGUGUGGUUCAGUGGCUUUCUAUACCACGGGUCGACGAUGACCUGGCAACGGAGGUGAUCCUCGGAGUGAAACACGACGACGGCUCAGAGCUGCCGCCCAUCUUCGGACACCGGGGCGGCGGCCUCGACGCGCCCGAAAACACCUUGGCCGCGUUCCGCGAGGCCAAGAACAACCACGCCUCCGGAAUCAAGUUCGAGCUGUCCUUCACGUGGGACAACGUCGCCGUCAUCUUCCACGACGAGACCCUCGAGCGGACCACCGACGGCAGGGGCCCGGUGGCGGACGUCCGAUUCGACGAGCUCCGCCGACUGGACGCCGCGUCCAAACACCCGUUCGCGCAGCGCUUCAAGGGCGAGCGCGUGCCCACGCUCGAAGAAGGCGUCGAAGAGUGCCUCCGCCUCGGCAUGCGGCUCAUCAUAGAGGUCAAGGAGCACGACUGCCGCGCCGUCGAAGUGCUCGACCAGCUGUUCCGCGAGAGACCCGUGCUGUACGGCCGGGCGCUGGUCGCAUCCUCGUACCCUAACUUCGUGUACGCACUGAGGCGCAAUAAUCCGGACAUCGUGACGGCGCUGACUUGGAGGCCCGGCAUUCUGACCUACGAGGACGCGAACAACACGCUGCCUCGCUUUGAGUCACGCGCCGUUCACCUGAUUGCCACGGCCGCCGACUGGCUCCUCGAGAAGGCCCUGCACGUCGGCCUGCUGACUCACGUGACCGGCGUGUCCGCCGUCCUGAUUAGCGCGAACGUACUGAGCGUCAACUACGUGCACGCCUGGCGCAACCGGGGUGUGCACGUGAUCGCCUGGACUCCCAACCAUCCGGCCGAGAAGCAAUUCCUUCGUAGUUCGAUCCGGGUCCCCAUAAUCACCGAUACCGUGAGCCAAGACUAAAUACCAAGCUCGCUGGCCUUGCUUUUGUGCCUGAACCCCAGGCACAAAGGCGCCCUUUUCGAAAAGUGCUAGGCUUCGACACGCGCAGAUGUACAGCUUUGUGUCGUUCACAGGGCUUCGUUCGCAACCGCAAGAAUGCUGCGCCCGUACCAUGAAUGAUAAACAAAAUUGAAUCUUGUGAAAAA
Dermacentor andersoni is the source of this 1433-nucleotide messenger RNA. Lineage: Eukaryota; Metazoa; Arthropoda; Arachnida; Ixodida; Ixodidae. The record is from RefSeq and is a predicted model, not a curated record.